AUGGCUGAGGGAAACGAGCUGAUGAACAGGCUCAUGAGCGAGAACGCCGACCUGAAGAAGCAGGUGCGGCUCCUCAAGGAGAACCAGAUGCUGAAGCGCCUCCUCAGCGAAAGCUGUCAGGAGAGCUGUGGCCGUGGCGGCCGGGACCUCCUCUUCCCCAAGGCACCUGCCUACCCUGAGGAUUGCUCCCCUGGGACUGCAGUUCCAGACAUCGGAAGGUUCACCAGCGUUCCUGACGUGCCCUCCCAGCUGCAGACACCCUCCCUGGAGGACCUGCUGUGCUCGCACACCCCCCUCUCCAGCGAGGAUGAUGCUUCCCCAGGCUGUGCGACCACCUCCCAGGUGCCCUUCAAGGCUUUCCUCAGCCCGACGGAGUUGCGCACACCUCGCAGCACUGACAGGAAGCUCUGCCCACUCCUGAACCCCUUGCAGGACCCCCUGGUGGACAAGACCCUGCUGGAGCCCCGGGAGAUGGUGCGGCCCAAAAAGGUGUGCUUCUCAGAGAACAGCCUGCCCUCGGGGGACAGGACCAGGAGGAGCUACUACCUUAACGAGAUUCAGAGCUUCACCAGCGCGGAGAAGGACGGGCGCAUCGUGGGGGAGAUUGCCUUCCAGCUGGAUCGGCGCAUCCUGGCCUACGUCUUCCCUGGGGUGACUCGGCUGUACGGCUUUACAGUGUCCAACAUCCCUGAUAAGAUCAAGCAGACAUCCAUCAAGUCCCUGGACGGCUCUGUGGACGAGAAGAAGCUGCGGGAGCUGACACACCGCUACUUGACGCUGAUGGCACGCCUGGAGAAGCUGGGCUACAACCGUGAAGUGCACCCUGUGUUCAGUGAGUUCCUCAUCAACACCUACGGCAUCCUGAAGCAGCGGCCCGACCUGCGCGCUAACCCGCUGCACAGCAGCCCGGCUGCCCUGCGCAAGCUGGUCAUCGACAUUGUGCCCCCCAAGUUCCUGGGCGACUCGCUGCUGCUGCUGAACUGCCUGUGUGAGCUCUCCAAGGAGGACAGCAAGCCACUCUUCGCCUGGUGA
Molecule: messenger RNA, 1032 nt
Organism: Pteronotus mesoamericanus
Lineage: Eukaryota; Metazoa; Chordata; Mammalia; Chiroptera; Mormoopidae
Gene: SPATC1L
Product: spermatogenesis and centriole associated 1 like
Exons: 4
Coding region: 1-1032 (343 amino acids)
Biological process (GO): spermatogenesis
Cellular component (GO): centrosome
Molecular function (GO): protein kinase A regulatory subunit binding
Source: RefSeq, a predicted model, not a curated record